This is a messenger RNA of Myxocyprinus asiaticus (Chinese sucker), 3962 nucleotides long. Its product is annotated as von Willebrand factor A domain-containing protein 7-like. The record is from RefSeq and is a predicted model, not a curated record. Lineage: Eukaryota; Metazoa; Chordata; Actinopteri; Cypriniformes; Catostomidae. The transcript has 15 exons. The coding region runs from base 89 to 2656 and encodes 855 amino acids.
UUGCUCUCAUUCAGCACUCAUGUACAGUUCUCAUACUUGCCAGUAACAAGAUUGGUGACAUUCUUCAAAUGUGUAAAAGUAUAUAAGUAUGCUGACAGAAGCAGUAUUUGAAGCUCCAAAAGCGGCUAAAGUCAUGGAUUCGCUGGCUAUAGUGGCUGUGUUUCUCCUUUUGGGGACCCUCUCUCAACCACCCCUGGCUGCAGCCUUCAAACCCCUCUCUUCUAAUGGCUCCCUCACCCACCGAGAAAUCACACAGAUCGCCAUCCUCCGGAAGACUGCAGAAGUGUGCCGGGACAUCGCUGUUGACCAGGGGCGAGAAUUCACACUACCUAUCAACAACAAACUGACUGUAGCUUCUGUCCGAGCAGCCUGCUCAAAUUCAUAUGCUGCCCUAUCCACACUCAGUUUUACUUUGGCCAUUGCCAAGAUUUAUCUCAGCAAUGCAGCUGUGGAUUUAGUAUACUUACUGACUGAUCCACCUCAUGUUGAUAAUGAGGCUUUCAUUGAGGCACGGGAUAUUAUUACUCAAGGACUGGCUGCAGUGAAGGCCAGCAUGAAACAGGAGAACUACAAUUCUGCACGUGUCAGACUGGGGGCUCUUUUCCAUACUUUACAGGAUUUCUAUAGCCACAGUAACUGGGUGGAAUUAGGAUUCACCACACCUCUCCGUAACAUGACUAGAUCUGACCUUCCCCUCAACAACCUAGCAGGCCCCAAAACACCGACAUGUAAAAGCUGCAAUGGAGACGACUGCAGUGACAACAUUCUCCCAGAGAUCCUGCAGCAGAAGAUAUUAACUACAGGAUAUACCGGCCUUUUCUCCAAUUCCAAACCUGCAGGCAAGUGUAGCCAUGGUGGCUUCUUUGACUUAACAAGUAGAAGAGAACCCACUGGAGGAAUCAAUAAGGAUACGAUCAGCUCACAACAUGGCUUUCUUCACAACAGAGCUGCUAACCUGGCCAUCAACGCAACCAUGGAAGUGCUGGAAGAUAUUCGACUGGCCACAAACAACACAGCCUUUCUUCGAUUGAUGGGGCUCAGUCAGACAUCAGUGCUGGCUUUUGUGAUUGACACCACAGCCAGUAUGUCUGAUGAUAUUGCAGAGGCCAAGAGAGUGUCCUUCAGUAUCAUAGACAGCAGGAGAGGAACAUCAGAGGAACCUUCAGAAUAUAUUCUAGUUGCUUUUAAUGAUCCAGGUUUUGGACCUCUUAUAAGGACUGAGAAUGCAGAUAUUUUCAAAGAGAAAAUGAAUUCCCUUACAGCAUCUGGUGAAGGAGACGCCCCAGAGAUGUGCUUAUCAGGACUGCUGUUGGCGCUUGCUGGAGCUCCUCCAUCUUCAAACAUUUUUGUUUUCACUGAUGCUGCAGCAAAGGACUCGGAAUUAAAAAGCACAAUUGAGGCCCUGAUAGAAAGCACCAAGUCAACAGUGAAUUUUAUGCUGACACACUCUACCUCAUUCCGUAAAAGAAGAAGCGUCUCGGAACGACAGAGUUCUUCAUCAAGAGCAAUGUCUCAGUCAGAGAUACAGUUGUACAGAGACCUGGCCCAUGCUUCUGGUGGACAGGUCAUAGAAGUCACAAAGGCCACACUGCCUCAGGCCACGAAAGUCAUUCCAGAUACAUCUACCUCUGCACUGGUGACCGUUCUUCAGGUGGUGAGAAAUCCAGCCAAGGCCGAAAACUUCUCUUUUGUGUUGGAUGAGACUCUGUCGAAUGUGACUGUGUAUGUAACUGGGGAUUCUCCAGUCUUUACACUCUACAGUCCUACAGGUGUGUCUCAGUCAGGGUCAGAGGGAAAUGGCCCUCUGGGUAGUACCCAGAAUGCAGGAAAUUGGUGGAUGUUACAGAUUUCUGGCAACCAGACAGGGCAAUGGAGAAUAAGCAUUAAUUCUACAAGCUUCUAUACCCUGAAAGUCUUUGGUCAGAGUUCUGUGGACUUCUAUUUUAACUUUGUGGAAUAUGAUGGAAAUCGUGGAGACUUUAUUCCAAAAGACAGUCGCCCUUUAACCGGUGGGAAUGCCACUUUGUUUCUCUCUCUAACUGGAGGAAACUCAGCCACAGUGACAGACGUGCUUCUAGUUAAUGCUUCAGGAUCUGGUGCUGUUAAUGGAACUAUCACAGCAGUGGUAGGGACAGAAUAUCUGGUUAACUUUGACAGAAUCCCAGAGGGGGCAUUUCUGGUCCAGCUGAAUGGGCUGUUGAAUGCCUCCUCAACAUCUACCCGAUUCCAGAGGCAGUCACCCACCCAGCAGAGAAGCUCUAGAGUUAUCAUAAUGUCCCAAACACAGAGCCUUAUUGCGCCUGGAGUCCCUUUCAGUUUCAACUUUACAGUGAAUUCUACCACUACAGCUGGCAACUACACUAUACGGGCCAGGACUAACCGUGGCUUCAGCCUAUCCUUUUCUGGCUCUCUGAGCCUGGGGAUAUGGGGCAGCGCUCAGGGAACUGUAACAGUGACCGCACCAUCCAACACAGAGUUAGGAACAGAUGUCACACUCACCAUUGAGGCUCAAGCUCCAGGAGGCACUGACUUUAAUUUUGUUACGCAGUGGUUCAUUGUCUCAGCUGCAAGUGCUGAAGCCAGUAGAUGGUAUUCUGUGUACUUUUCAAUGUGUCUUUCUCUCAUGGCAUUAUUUGUUUCCUGUAUAUAUGAUUAAGAUAACUCAAAGACCAAUCCUAAAUUACAAUAAACGGCCUUCUAUCAUAGUACAUUAAUUGUUGCUUAACUUUUCCACAGCAAAUAACAACUGUUCAUUGUACUUUUCUUGAAUUAUGACAGACAAAAAAGCCUGUAUAAAUACUACAGAAUUGAAAUAAAAAUCAUUGGUCUAAAAUUAAAGGACUUAAUACUGAUUUUUUUAUUAUGUGUAUUCCAGAUCAAGUUCAGGAAUACAUUUUACAGUUAAAGGAAUAGUUCAUGCAAAAUGUAAAAAAUUGUCAUCAUUAGCUUCAUGUCAUUCCAAACUCUAAUUACUAUUGACUAGUCCAUAUGACUGAUGCAUUGUACUCCAAGCCUUCUUAAGCCAUAAGACAGCUUUGUGUGACAAAAUGUUUUUCAAUUUGCGUGAACUUUUCCUUUAAUAGUGAUUCGUGAAUGACUGUUCUCUCAUGAAUUUAUUUAAAAGUGUUUUUGUUUUUUUUAAACUAGCAUACUCAUAUUAACAUAUUAUGAAUGCUAGUGUACCUGUCUUAGAAGUCAGUUUGUAUUUCUUGUUUAUUUAAUUAUUUUUAAAGUGUCUUGUUGGGGACCUUUAAUUUGAAACUGCUUAGUAAAGCGCUGGUUUGAGUGGAGACUUUUAUUAUGAAAAAGCUCAGAUUGGCUCAAAAAGACAGAUGUCUGCACUGCAUGGAAAGUUAAAGAGUGUUCAAGUUCUAAUAUUUACAUUCUACUCAUAUGAAGUUAAAAAGGACAUCAGAUGCAAGAUUAAGUUCUCCUUUUGGUAACAAGCAGCCAAUGAAGUAAGUUUUUCAUUUAUAUUAUAUGUGAUUGUUAGAUUGUGUUGCUGUGUGGAAGAGAACAAUAUCUGUACAAAUACUAUAGUUAAGCUUUUAAAGUGAACUUAACUUUGUUUAAAAUGUUUACAAAGACAACAUUUAUUUAUAUAAUAUAUUCAUGUGUUUUAUAUUCUUUGUUUUCACUUUAUAUUUGUGUAUUUAGUUCUCAUGGCAUCUUGAGUUGGUUGAUUAUGAACCAGUCAAUAAAUCACCAGUCAUCAGAGAAUCCUUGUGCUCGUGAAAUUACUGGGGGAAGUUAUAGCUAGUGUACUGGUGUUCUAACACAGCACAUUUAGAAGCUGAACUCUGAAUACUGAAACAUACUGUAUGUUCAGUAUAAUAAAAAUAAAAUUAUAUCAUAAAAAAUAAAAAAUGAAAAUGAUUUUGCUUACCCUCAUGUCAUUAUUCCUCAUGUAAUUUUCAUGGAACACAAAAAGAGAUAUUUAGCAGAAUGUCCAAACUGUGAUU